Nerophis lumbriciformis (worm pipefish) is the source of this 3310-nucleotide messenger RNA. It is a transcript of the gene osgn1, whose product is annotated as oxidative stress induced growth inhibitor 1. The record is from RefSeq and is a predicted model, not a curated record. Gene Ontology annotation, molecular function: growth factor activity. Gene Ontology annotation, biological process: negative regulation of cell growth. Lineage: Eukaryota; Metazoa; Chordata; Actinopteri; Syngnathiformes; Syngnathidae.
AUAAUAAUUGGUGAGUGUGCGGCGGUGCACCGCCACCUUCACGCCGCCGGUACCGAUAGCAGGAAGCUCGGCCGAGCAUAAGCGACCGAGAAGCCGGGAGACGACGGGGAAAACGCCCGGCCGUUUCUUCUACGAAAGUGUCCACCUCGACGGGAGCUACGUGACCUGGAAACAAAACGACAGCAUGGAGCGCUGCGACAAAGAAAUGGAGUCCGGAGAGAUCCUGCCUGUGGUGAUUAUUGGCAACGGCCCAUCAGGGAUCUGCCUGUCCUACCUGUUGUCGGGCUACACCCCCUACCUGUCGCCUGAGGCGUCGCACCCCAACCCCCUGCUGCACAGCAAGCUGGCCGAGCAGCCCGGCCUGUCGCUGCUGGAGCAGGACCUGGAGUACCUGUGCGAGGGUCUGCAGGGACGCUCGUCCAACCCAGUGGCCGUCCUCUUCGACUCGCUGCUGCUCCCCGACAGCGACUUCGGGAUGGAGCACACGUCUCCGCUGGAGUGGCGCUACGAGCCCGAGCGUGCCGUGCCGCACUUGGUCCUGGGGAAGGGUCCGCCGGGAGGAGCCUGGCAUGCCAUGGAAGGUUCCAUGCUCACGCUGAGCUUGGCCAACUGGAUGGAGCUGCCAGGACUCAAACUGAAGGACUGGAUGAAAGACAAGCGCAGGAACGUGCGUAACGACCGCGCCACGCCAGCAGAGAUCGCCUCCUACUACCAGCACUACGUCUCCCAGAUGUCCCUGGAGGACAACUUUGCCUGCAGGACCGUUGUUACCUCGGUAACCAGGCACCCCGGCAACCAGGAGGGGUCGCCUCCCUGCUGGAGAGUGAAGGGACUCCAGUGCCGCGAGGGGGCGGAGCUUGGAGAUGCGUCCACAUCAGAGAAGGUGCCUUUCUCCCUACUGGCCCACAACGUGGUCCUGGCCACCGGGACUCACGACAUCCCGGCCAGACUUGGCGUGGAGGGCGAGUCCCUGCCUUACGUCUGCCACUCCUUCUGGGAGCUGGAGGCCGCCAUCUCCCGCGGCGAGCUGGACCAGUCCUCGGACCCGGUGCUGGUGGUGGGGGCGGGCCUCACGGCGGCCGACGCCGUGCUGGCGGCCCACCACCUCAGCACGCCUGUCUACCACGUCUUCCGACGCUCUGUGACCGACCCCGGCCUCAUCUUCAAUCAGCUACCCAAGAUGCUCUACCCGGAAUACCACAAGGUGCACCAGAUGAUGAUGCAACAGCAACACCAAGAAGGUUCUCCCCCUCAGCACCACCUCCAGAGCUCCUCCCCCCCGCCCUCCUCGCCCUACGCCGGCUACCUGUGCUUCCCCCGCCACCGGGUGGCCGCCUUCCGCCCCGACCGCAAGUGCGUGCUGCAGUCCGACUCGGGCCAGUCCACGGUGGUCCAGGUGUCCAAGGCGCUGGUCCUGAUCGGCGCCCACCCCAACCUGUCCUUCCUUGCCGACGACGGGCGCCCGCUGGGCGUGCGGCCCGACGAGCCGGUCACGUGCCGCAGGAACCCCGUGGACGUUGACCCCUACACCAACGCGGUGCUGGCGGCGGAGGGCCCGGGCCUGUACGCCAUGGGGCCGCUGGUGGGGGAGAACUUUGUCAGGUUCCUGAAGGGAGGGGCCCUGGCCAUCGCCAGCGACCUGGCCAAGAGACACAGGCGGGGCGGGGACACGGGGGAGGGGCUCAUGUCCUCGGACAGACUGGCGGACAAGUGGGUGGACAGACAGACCGUCUUUUAUUCCUGAUGUCAUCCACCAACUACCAUCUUUGUGCUCAGCAGCUAAUGAAGGACCAACUGGAACAACCUCAUCAAGAUCAACUUUAUUCUUAUUUACACUUUUUCACCAGACCAAAGUCCACGCUAUUGAUUAUUGACUUUUUAUUAGCAGCAUCACACACAAGUCCUCUCCCAGCAGGCACCACACAUUGAAACUGCUCCAAUUCUGUCCUGACGUUGAGCAACUCAAACACAAGGUUGAAACAACAUGCUUUUUCACAACGUUUAAUCAAUGUUGGCUUCUGACAUGAUUUGACCACUGAACGUUGCUCAUUUCCCAACCAACAACGUGGAUCCAACGUUGAACAUCAACGUUCGUCGGCUAUUUUUCAACGUUGUUUCAAAGUCAGUUUUAAAGGACACGUACGUUGUAUCAAUGUCUUGUGCCCGCUAGGUAAGCACUGUGUUUGGAAAGUACACUAAUAAGAUACUUAAUGCAGAACAUUCUAUGUCAUUAAAAUUGUACUACUAAUUAUGAUGAAUAUUUUAUUAAUCUUAUAAAGUAGGGGUGUCCAAAAUGCGCGCAGGGGGUCACUUGUGGCCCACGGCUUGUUUUUUUAUUGGCCCGCGACACAUUCUGAAGACAAACCUAACAAAAACUACAAUAUGCCAUUUUGAGAGAAACAGCAUUGUGGAUGCUAAUGUUAGCAUGCUAACAGUUAAAAUACAUCAGCAAUAUAUGACCGUGAAGCGUAUGCAUGUAAAAUUAGCUGAAAAAAAAAAGUUGCUAGCAUGUGUCCAGUACUCUGAGGCAUUGGGCUGCAAAAUCCCAGCAGGGUAAUGUUAGCAAUAUGCUAACAGUUAACGUGUGUCCAGUACCAGGUUAUAUGACUGAAAUUUGACAUUGGCUGAAAAAUGUUAGCAUGGUAAUGUUAGCUAACAGUUAGCAUGUGUCAAGUACCAGGUUAUAUAACUGAGGCAUUCGGCUGCAAAAUUGGCUACAAACUUUAAUGCUAGCAUGCUAAAUUACUUAAUUCCAGGCAGAUUUGAUGCUGAUAACACAAAGGUCAGAUUGGAUGUCCUGUUUAGGAUCUAUUAGUAGACCUUUAUUGUUUAGUUAACGUACCGCAGUCUUCAGUUUUUAUGUUUGCGGCCCUCGCCGGAAAAAGUUUGGACACCCCUGUUGCAAAGGUUACUGAUUGUCGUUAUUAUUUGAUCACUUUGUACAUUUCAGCGGCUGUCCUAUCAAGACUUGACUUCUUCCUGUCGCUUUUUUCUCCUGAAAGAAUCAAGCAGGAAAUGCUCUGUGACCUCAAUGACCUUGAACUAGAAGGUAAACAAUGUCGGACUGAAGGACACUUAAUGAUUCAUUUCACUUUCUCAUCAUUCCGACACGUGAACCCAACCAACACUUGAUUUGACCUUGUAUUUAACUUUGUUUUGUUUUGUUUGAUCCAAUCCCUCGGCCAGCUGUGCCUUUCAUGGCGUGCAUCAUGUCAACCAAUCAUUUCGCUUUUUCUUUUAAUGUACUGUAUUGAUUGGUCAGAUGUAUGUGCUGCUCAUGUCACUUCCCAAUAAAAUGCUCAUUUCAUGA